This is a messenger RNA of Panicum virgatum (switchgrass), 936 nucleotides long. RefSeq names its product LOB domain-containing protein 6-like. The transcript is spliced from 2 exons. Lineage: Eukaryota; Viridiplantae; Streptophyta; Magnoliopsida; Poales; Poaceae. Bases 1 to 936 code for a protein of 311 amino acids. The record is from RefSeq and is a predicted model, not a curated record.
AUGGGCAAUCUAUCUGGUUCGCCCAUCAUGCUUGCCCCCACCAAGUGCGGCGAUCCAGUGUGCGUGCGGCGGCGCAAGUGCAACCCGGACUGCCCGCUCGCCCCCUACUUCCCCGCCGACCAGCAGCGCCGCUUCCUCAACGCGCACCGCCUCUUCGGCGUCAAGAACAUCCAGAGGACGCUGCGCUGGAUCGACCCGGAGCGCGGCCCCGACGCCAUGCGCGCCCUCAUCUACCAGUCUGAGGCCCGCGCCGCGGACCCCGUCGGCGGUUGCGUCACCAUCAUCGAGCAGCUCCAGAGGCAGAUCGAGCGCACCGAGUUGGAGCUCGCCUACGUUAAGCAGCAGAUCGCCUUCUACCGCCAGGCCGCCGCCGUCGACCCGCUCGCGGACCCGGCGAUGAUCCUACCUCCACCUGAUGCAGCCGCCGCCGUGGCCGGCCAGGACCACCAGGACAAUGCCGCCGCCGUCGCUGUGGGCGCGCUCUACGCCGGUCAAGAACCCGUCCCGCCAGGCGCCGCCGGGCUAGUCUUCCAAGACCAGCAAGGUUACCACCACCACCAUGUCCUCAAGGCCGACCAACAGAAUCAUCCACCGCCGCAGCAGCUCUACAAUUACUUCUGCUACGACGGGACGGCUGCCGACGAGAGUACCCAAGAUGGGAGCGUGCAGCAGUUUGGAGGUUUUGCCGACACCGGUGGUCUCAAGAUUGGGUCGCCGACGUUGGCGACCCUCGGCGAGCAGCUGGAGCAGCAGUGCCAGCUAGACGCGUUCGACGUCAAGCCACCGGGCUUGCGGGCGACAACGGAACGCCUUGGCCCUGCUGACGAGCUCAUGCGUCCAGCCGAAGAUCACCACGACGUCGAUCAGCACAUGGAGGAGCCGGCAACAGCGGUGGCGGCGCCAUGCCACUUGGAGUUAGGCUUCUCCUCCUUCUAA